AUGACAAUCGAUCGUGCUGGUCGCCCUCCGGCACCCAGGAGAGCAUCUACAUAUAGAAGUUAUGAUGAACUUGGGCUUAUUGACAGAGGGAGACCGCUGAGAUACCGCCACGGUGGUAUCGAAGAUCUCAGCGGUUUAGAAUCUAGACCUCAAAAGUCAUACGACCCUCAAGAUUUAGAUAAUAUUACUGUUAUUAGUUCAGAAGAAAUUCAGAGACCGAGGAAAAAAACUAUCGAGGGACUAGCAAAUGGAUUCAGGAGAACAUUUUCUGUCAGAAGCAGAAGAGAGGAUUCUGAAGGUAUACAAAUGGAAACCUUUAGUGUAAACGGCGGUGAAAAUUUUGCAACAGUAAGAGGUGCACCAUUUAGAAGACGUAGAUCUCUAUCACGGGAUAGAGAGUCAUCACUUUUAGGAAGAAGUUCCUCGGAGGGAGAUGUAAGGAUGUCUCUGCCUCGAGCUCCACCGACUAGUGCCACGCCUCGGUUACAUCGCUGCCUGCGCGCACUCGGUGGAAGUUGGAAGAAUCUUCUUUUAUGUGAGUCGUCGUGA
Messenger RNA from Leptosia nina, 549 nucleotides. The record is from the annotation of a GenBank genome assembly. Lineage: Eukaryota; Metazoa; Arthropoda; Insecta; Lepidoptera; Pieridae.